Messenger RNA from Adineta steineri, 759 nucleotides. NCBI's taxonomy places the organism in Eukaryota, Metazoa, Rotifera, Eurotatoria, Adinetida, Adinetidae. The record is from the annotation of a GenBank genome assembly.
AUGAGCAAUCAUAUAACAGUCAUUGAGGAGGAUGAAAAUCAAAUAAUAUCAUCAUUACUACCAACAAAUCAACGUGCUACUCGUUCGCAACUUCUAACAAAAAUUUAUUAUCCCGAUACAUUAUAUCCUGAUAAUUAUUCAUUCUUUGCAGAUCGGCGCGAUACAACAAGUCCAAGAGUAAACGCUUCAUUAUACAUGGAUCAAAACGAACAAUAUCCAACCACAACAACUAUGAAUACAACAGGUUCUCCAAUAAGUAUGCCAUCCAUGCCUAAACAUCCAACAACUGAAAAUGAAAUUAUUGAUCGACAAAGCAAAUAUGCCGCACCAAUGAUUGAUCGAGAACGUGGUGAAUCCGAAUCUGAGAAACAUCGAUUCGAUGUUAAACGAUUUAUACCAACGGCAUUACGUCCUCAAGACAAAAGUCAAGCACCUGUUGUCUUAUUAGAUCCUCGAUUUUAUUCGUUGAAAAAAACAGCCAUGACUAUCAUGUGUCUUCUGAUUAUUAUCAUGAGUAACAGUGUACAACUAAAACAUGUUCUCAAACCAAGCUCAGGCAGUGCAAAUUCAUUUUAUGGUACUCAAGUUACACUUGGCAUUGUCUCUAUUCUUAUGUGUGCUAGCAUCGGUGUAAUUCUGAUUUAUGUUGGCGGUGCACAUAUUAAAGUAAAAGUAAAAGGAAUUGUUUGUGAAAUAAAAGAUAUGCAAUUUGUUGGUGAGGUUGGAAUUAUUUUAAAUGUGUCGGUGUCCGUUGCUUAA